Fusarium pseudograminearum CS3096 is the source of this 1878-nucleotide messenger RNA. RefSeq lists its product as uncharacterized. The transcript is spliced from 3 exons. Gene Ontology annotation, molecular function: metal ion binding. Bases 1 to 1878 code for a protein of 625 amino acids. The record is from RefSeq and is a predicted model, not a curated record. NCBI's taxonomy places the organism in Eukaryota, Fungi, Ascomycota, Sordariomycetes, Hypocreales, Nectriaceae.
AUGGCCAGCCCUUCGGGUGCUUCAGGUCAUUUGGGCCCUGAAUCUGCAGGAGACUCUAGUGCUCCCAUGUCGAGCAAUCCCCAAAGCCCACCACGUUCGAUGAAUAGUGACGACAGCCAAAACGAAAACGACCAGCACGACCAAGAACAAGACCAAGACCACGACCAGAACAACGACCAAGAACCGACAUGUCCGUGGCAAACAUCUCGAUUCAACCACCAAGAAUGCUCGCGAUAUCUCGACUGUCCGUCUCACGCCAUAGAGCGGAGUCUAUCAGAGAGUGGCGAGCAAGAUCGAGAAUCCAUCCAUAGCUCCCACUCACCCGAGAUACCUCCUCCAGAUAACGACCGAGAACAAACCGACCAACAGACUUCUCGUUUCUCAGACCAAGAGCUUGCGCAAGGAGUAAACAAUGAAAAUAGUGCGCAAAGUACCCCGGCCGACGAACCGGACGACGAUGGAGACGCCACUUCCGCCACAACCGAUACCGCGACGAGCGCAGAGGAAGAUGCUGGCACGGCAGUUGCCCAGGAGCCAGGACAGUCUUCGGAUUCCCAGCAAAACAUAGAAAUGGACGACUCAGAGAGCAGAUCCCGGAACAGGCGGUCUGACCAGCAAGAUUCUCAAAACACUCCAAACACCCCUUUCGAGCAUCCAGAGCAUACGCAAAGACCCAGUCGAGUUACCAGCGCAACCAACACGCAAAGAGCCCAGCGAACAUAUGCGACACCGUCCCGCGAAAGAAUGGAUGCGCCCUUGCCGUCACUUCGACCCUUGGAAGAAGCUCUGCCCCCACUUCCCCGAUCUGCUCGCCAGUCAGUAUCUUCAGAUUCGCAACGACCUAGAUGGCAACCGGAUAACGAAGUAACAUACUGUCCUAUUUGCCAUACCCAGUUUAGUUUCUUUGUGCGCAAGCAUCAUUGCAGGAAAUGUGGAAGAGUCGUCUGCAACUCCUGCUCGCCGCACAGGAUUAUAAUUCCUCACCAGUACAUCGUUCGACCUCCGGGCUCUGAAGCAGCUAUGCAUCAGUCCCUACUCGUGGAUGGGCUUGGAGCCGGAUACUUCGACGUGAACGACAUGUCGGGAGGCGAGCGAGUAAGGCUCUGUAAUCCCUGUGUCCCGGAUCCGAAUACAGCGCCGCCACAGAGUCCAGGACCGCAAUCUACUCUUUCUCCACGAGUUCCUCAUUCACGGUCACGGAGCAGUAUUGGCGAUGCUUAUGGAACAUUGCAAUCGUCUAAUCGACAUGGUGCAGUUUUUGCUCCAGGCACCAGUGGUGACCCGUAUCGAUACCUCUCCCCAAGGAUAAGGAGUGUCACAAUGGGUUCUGCCUCAUCUGGCUCCUCUCCUAGCAAUUCUCACAGGAGACGUAGCGGAGCGCAUCAGACACCCAUCGAGCGUUUCCUCGCAAGUGCCCAGGCUGCUUCUCCAUCUUCAUACCCAGAGCGAUACAGUUCGCUAGGGGAGUCAUCAUCUAGGCAACGUGCACUACCGCCAACCCCUCAGAUUGCCGAGGAAGACGAGUGCCCCAUUUGCCAUCGCGAGUUACCAUCGUCGAGUCUUCCCAACGCCGAAGCUCUGCGCGAGUCUCAUAUCACUACAUGUAUUCAGACGCACAGCACAUACGGCACACCCCGCGGCGGGGAAGGUGGAGCACCAGUUGCCCCUCGUCGGACAGGCAUGUAUACAUAUGUAGCCACAGAGAAGGACUGUAUCGACGAUGCAGAGUGCACCAUUUGUCUGGAAGAGUUCACAGUCGGAGUCCCCAUGGCACGUUUAGAGUGUCUGUGUCGAUUCCAUCGAGCGUGCAUCUCAUCCUGGUUUGUCAAGCAUCCGGGACGAUGCCCUGUUCACCAGCACGACGGCUUUGGGUACUGA